AUGAAGCUCUACCACAGACUCCCCACUAUCACUCGUAACUUCAGCCUCUGGAACGGCCUCAGGGCUCGAGUGCUACAAACCCCGUUGUUCGGCACUCCGGGAAAAACACAUCCACCUCCUCAGGCACCUAGAGAAGAAACGAUUUCUCCUCCUCUCAAUGUUUUCAAACGACCUCUUGCUUUCUUCUCCGAUCGCCCCGUGACAGGUUUCUAUCGAGACGGCUAUUGCAGAACCGGUGCGGCCGAUUUCGGCAACCAUGCUGUUGCGGGGGUCGUGUCAGAGGAGUUCUUGGAUUAUUCGGCUUCUCAGGGAAACGAUCUUCGAGUUGCUGGGCUGACAGAUGGCUGCAAGUGGUGCCUUUGCACGUCAAGAUGGCUAGAGGCCUUCCAGGCAUACACGGAUGGGAAGAUCAGUAAGACCGCCGUGCCUAGGGUGUAUCUUGAGGCAACUGAAGAUAGCGCUCUGCGAAGGGUUGAUCUGGACACUUUGCGUGAAUUUGCGGCCAAGAAAGAGACGAGCGAUGCCAACGGUGUGAAUGGAGUGCAUGGUGUUUGA
Messenger RNA from Capronia epimyces CBS 606.96, 555 nucleotides. RefSeq lists its product as uncharacterized. The record is from RefSeq and is a predicted model, not a curated record. Lineage: Eukaryota; Fungi; Ascomycota; Eurotiomycetes; Chaetothyriales; Herpotrichiellaceae. Bases 1 to 555 code for a protein of 184 amino acids. The transcript has 2 exons.